AUGUUCUUCCUAAAAGAAGAGACCAAGGUGAUCUCCAUGCACCCAUCCUAUUUCGGACCCAACAUGCGAGAGUACCUCAUCGGUCGACUCAACGAGGAGGAAGAGGGACGGUGCACAGGUGAUCACUUUGUGAUCUGUGUCAUGGACAUGGUUGAUAUUGGCGAGGGGCGGGUGAUGCCUGGAAUUGGAAUGGCGGAAUACACCAUCAGAUAUCGUGCGAUCAUCUGGAAGCCAUUCCGUGGUGAAACGGUCGAUGCUAUUGUUACUUCUGUUAAGCCUACUGGUAUCUUCACCCUGGCGGGCCCGUUGUCUGUCUUCAUUGCACGCAAGAACAUCCCCUCCGAUAUCAAGUGGGAACCCAACACCGUGCCGCCGCAAUACACCGAUCAUGCCGAUCAAGUGAUUGAGAAAGGAACUAGUCUGCGGUUGAAGAUCCUUGGUGUCAAGCCCGACGUGGCUGCCAUCAAUGCUAUUGGCACCAUCAAGGAGGAUUAUCUUGGAGCUCUUCUCUCUGGAUCUUCCUUUCAAUCCCCUGUCCCUAUACGGUUGACAAUGUCCUACUUCAAGACCGAAUACCAGCGGUUCCUGGAUAACCCCAGGACUGCUAAAUUGGCAGACGAUGUGUCCUUAAUCUACGUUCCUACCACGACCAAGUUCGAGCAGGCCGACAAUGUGAUCACUCAUGUGUUGAAGAACGCGAACAUCGUCAAGACAAAGUCGAACCAGGUCAUUAGCGCCAUUGAAGGAUCAGACUCACUAUGUCUAGACAUGGAAACAACCCUCGAAUUCACCGAGGGUGGUGGGGUUUAUCUCCCCUCCCUCGACGAUAAUUUCCUGGCCGACCGUGUUGCGACCUUCCCCACCGUUCACAUCGUCCACUUCGAUUCCAAUCAACUGAUCAAGCAGAUCCGCAUUUACUGGGAUCAGGCCUCAUUGCUGAAACAAGUCGAGGUUAUCGGAGCGCGCGGACGCCAAUGGCCCAUUCGCGAUGGAAAAGACCAACUUCGUCUCCUCAAGAACGCCGAGACAGCGCGUGCGGCACCCUCGCAGCCUCCUUCUGAGAAGGUGGAGACCAAACUCCCCGAUCGUUCCGCAUCCCCAGGAAAGCGCCGCAUCAAGGAUCCUUACGCAGCCAACUCCCUCACUGAGCUCCUCUCGCCAAACAAGGAGGCCGCUGAACGCGAAAGCCGCGCGGAAGACCGCAGACCUGCUUCCGCUAGCAAGAGAUAUACCAAAGACCCUUACGGAGCCGGUUCCUUGAAUGAGCUUCUGUCCCCCUCCAAGAAGCCUCCCGCCCCUGUGGCUCCCUUUGCGCCCGCAUCUGCACGCCCCGCCGCUCGCAACUUCAGCGAUAUCUUCGUGAAGGAUGACGAUACACCCGACUCUCCUUCCAAGACACGCCGGGCUCCCCGUGUCGACGAAGAGGAUGAGAAACCCUUCAACGGACCCGUCGAUGAAGAUCGUCAUUUCUACAAAUCCGACCCUGGAAAAUACAACCACUUCGAGAUCGGCGGCGACAACUCAGAGCGCGAGAUCAAGGCAGAAGUCAAGCAAGCCAAGACCCCCCACUCAACCCAUUGGGACUUCAACGACUUCGAGACCCCCGUGAAGGGCUCGCGCGUUCCCCGCGGCGAAGAAGUCCGUCACUUCGGAUUCGGCGACGACGAAGAAGCCAGCCCUCAACCCAAGCUCGACGUGAUCAAGCCGCGUCGCGACGCAGACCGCCACUUCGACAUGGCCGAUGAAGAAACCGAAGAAGACGGACGGAUCAUCAGCUCAUUCGGAGGCCGCGGCAAGCGUCUCUACGAGAACCGUCUCUUCGAGAGUAACGGCCAGGCCGAGGCCUCCGAGCGCGAACAGAAGAACGAGCCCCUCUCAACAGGCGGCAACGCUGUCAACCGCAACAAGAACUUCGCUUCGCAAUUCGAGCUGGUGGAUGAAUCACCCGCCGCCAAGGAGAACAAGCCUACCCAGAAACACGUCGCGCACAAUAAGAUGAUGGAGUCUCAUUGGGACAACUACGACGAGGAGUCUCCCAAGCCUACUCAAAAGCACACCGCGCACAAUAAGAUGAUGGAGUCUCAUUGGGACAACUACGACGAGGAGUCUCCUAAGCCUACUCAAAAGCACACCGCGCACAAUAAGAUGAUGGAGUCACACUGGGAUAACUACGAAGACCCAUCCCCCGAGCCCGUUAGAAGAAAUGCAACGGCCCAGCGCAACCCCCUCGGCCACAACCAGCCCAGCUGGAACCACGAAGGCAACUAA
Messenger RNA from Penicillium griseofulvum, 2268 nucleotides. Its product is annotated as DNA-directed RNA polymerase II subunit RPB7. Bases 1 to 2268 code for a protein of 755 amino acids. Gene Ontology annotation, cellular component: P-body; RNA polymerase II, core complex. NCBI's taxonomy places the organism in Eukaryota, Fungi, Ascomycota, Eurotiomycetes, Eurotiales, Aspergillaceae. The transcript has 5 exons. The record is from RefSeq and is a predicted model, not a curated record. Gene Ontology annotation, molecular function: single-stranded RNA binding; single-stranded DNA binding; translation initiation factor binding. Gene Ontology annotation, biological process: transcription initiation at RNA polymerase II promoter; positive regulation of nuclear-transcribed mRNA poly(A) tail shortening; DNA-templated transcription.